This is a messenger RNA of Malassezia vespertilionis, 1722 nucleotides long. RefSeq lists its product as uncharacterized. NCBI's taxonomy places the organism in Eukaryota, Fungi, Basidiomycota, Malasseziomycetes, Malasseziales, Malasseziaceae. Gene Ontology annotation, biological process: transmembrane transport. The record is from RefSeq and is a predicted model, not a curated record. Gene Ontology annotation, molecular function: purine nucleobase transmembrane transporter activity. Gene Ontology annotation, cellular component: plasma membrane. The transcript is spliced from 2 exons. The coding region runs from base 1 to 1722 and encodes 573 amino acids.
AUGGCGUACAUCUUGUCUGUCAAUGCAGAUAUCCUUUCAUCGACAGGUGGCCCGUGCAAAUGCACGACAGAUACAUGCAACAACGAUCCUGAAUACCAAGCGUGCAAGAACGAUGUGCGACGCGCGUACAUUGUCUCGACAGCCGCAGCUGCAUGUCUGUCCUCUGGGCUUAUGGGAAUUGUUGCGAAUAUGCCGCUGGGUCUUGCGCCUGGCCUUGGUGUGAAUGCAUAUUUUGCAAAUACCAUCGUUGGACACGACGGUAAUGGUAUUGUGUCCUACAGCAAAGCACUCGCAGUCGUCUGGCUGGAGGGGUGGAUUUUUUUUGUGCUGUCUCUUUUCGGAGUACGCCAAUGGCUAGCGCGUGUGCUACCGAAUUCGCUCAAGUACAGCACGGGUGCAGGCAUUGGGCUCUAUUUGGCGUUUAUCGGCAUGGGCCCGAGUGGCCUCGGCAUCGUCGGGCUUGACCUGAACGACAUUGUGGGACUGGGCGGGUGCCCCGUCGAGUACCAGGACCGCUCGCAAGACGGCGACUUGUCCCUCCAUUGCCUCUCCCACGUCCUGCAGAAUCCCAGGGUAUGGGUGGGCGUUUUUCUUGGGGGUGUGCUCAUGGCCAUGCUCCUUUUGUAUCGCGUGCGUGGUGCAAUGAUUAUCGGUAUUCUUCUUGUCUCUGCAUCUUCAUGGCCCCGCGGCACCAAUGCCGUGACGCAGUUCCCUCCCACGCCCGAUGGCGACGACAACUGGCAUUUUUUCAAAAAAGUGGCCAUGUGGCGGAGCAUCCAUCCGCUCGGCCCGCAAAACAUUGACUGGCAAGGGUAUAAUACUGGGCAUGCGUGGCUUGCGCUCAUUUCCUUUUUGUAUAUUGAUCUACUGGACACGACAGGCACAUUGUAUGCCAUGGCGAUGCAGGCGGGCCUUGUCGACGCGCGCACGGGCGACUUUGAGGGCAGUUCGACCGCGUACAUGUGUGAUGCGCUUGCUAUUUCGUGCGGCAGUCUGUUGGGCUGCUCGCCGUGCACCGCCUUUGUCGAGAGUGCGUCUGGGAUUGCGGAAGGUGGGCGCACGGGCCUCACGGGCCUCACGGUCAGCUUUUUCUUUUUUUGGAGUCUAUUUUUCGCGCCCAUUUUUUCGUCCUUCCCACCGUGGGCCACGGGCUCUGUGCUUGUGUUAGUUGGUUCGAUGAUGAUGUCGAGUUCAAGGGAUGUGAAUUGGUCCUACAUGGGCGAUGCCAUCCCCGCAUUUUUGACCAUCAUGGGCAUUCCAUUCAUGUACAGCAUUGCGUAUGGGCUCAUUGCAGGCAUCAUUUCCUACAUGAUCCUGAAUAUUGUGCCCUGGAUCAUUAUCAAGUUGACCAAAGGACGUGUGUACCCUCCCGGUUGGUACACGGAUCGUGACCCGUGGGGUUCUACACCCCAGCGCUUGGUAAGCAAAGACCUCGAGACGAAAAAGCUUUCGCGUUUCCAGCAAUGGGCGGUCGAAUCCAGCGUUUUACCGCCGUGGAUGAAAAAGCUGAGCACGGGCAACGUGCGCUUUUGGGAGCUGACGCGCGAAGAAACCGAAGACUACCUCGAAGGGCGCCGUGCGACGGAACGGCGUGUGAGGGAGCGCGAGGAGGAGCACCGUCGCCAGCGUGAAGAUGUCCACCGUUUGCGCAAGCCCGACCGCGACAUUCCCCUUGUGUUUGACGGCCCCGAGGCCGAAAAGAUAUCCGUUCGCAACCUGUAG